UGAAUGAGUUAUCAUUUCGAUUGGUGGGUGCUCUCCCUCGCUGGAAUCAGAGUGGAAGUGUUGUUGCCACGUGCUGCUUUACACAUCAGCCCAGUUUAUGUUUCUCGGUGUCACGAGGUGUGUUUGGGGUACUGGUGCUCUGUAUCUGCGAGUGUCAGUCUCCUGAACUGAGCCUGCUCCGUCAGAAAUGAGUGUUGGUCCUCCUUUCAUGCUGAGCGCAGGACACUGCUCAGGUUUCUGUACCGGAGGAUGAUUUUGGUGACCAGCAGUCUGCAGAAGACAAAGUCCAAGAAAACUCCCCAGCUCAACAAGGAGGACUGGAACCUUUCUUUGAUUUCAUCAUUGCCAUUGGACACACGAGGCUUAAUAAGGAAAACAAUAUGUUGAAAGACCUGCUGAAGGCAAAUGCUGAGAAAGCAGUGAAGCUGGAGGUGUAUAAUAUCAAAACAAUGAAAAUAAGAGAGGUGGAGGUGGUCCCCAGUAACAUGUGGGGAGGACAAGGCCUUCUUGGAGCCAGCGUGAGGUUCUGCAGCUUCCAGGGAGCCAACGAACACGUUUGGCAUGUUUUGGACGUUGAACCUGCAUCUCCUGCAGCUCUGGCUGGUCUACAGCCCUACACUGACUACGUUGUUGGAUCUGAUCAGAUUCUCCAGGAGUCAGAGGAUUUCUUUUCCCUGAUUGAAUCCCAUGAGGGGAAGCCGCUGAAGCUGAUGGUUUAUAACACUGAAGCAGAUUCCAUUCGAGAGGUAGUUGUGACUCCCAAUGGAGCUUGGGGUGGAGAAGGAAGCUUAGGAUGUGGUAUUGGAUAUGGCUAUUUGCACAGAAUUCCAACACAAUCCAUAACAUCAAAGAAAAAACCAGAAAGCAAACCACCUUCACCCUCACCAGAAGCUGGAACUUCUGUACCAUCCACUAAUGGUUACACAGAGACUCCAUUGUUGGCACCUACCUCUCAGAGUGACAGCUCUGAAACAGUCAUGAACUUGGAUCAUUCCAGAGAUCAAGAAAUGAGUGGUUAUUCACCAGAAAGCUCACUUUCUCCUCCUCCCCCUCUCCAGAGAGUUAUGGAUCCAGGAUUUCUAGAUAUGUCUGGUAUUUCAUUUUCUGAGCUCACUAGCUUAACAGAAGUGUCCAGCAUGUCCCCAUCUGCCUCCUUCAACACACCAGCAGCAGGUGCUUCCACAGCCCCUGAAAAAUUAAUGUCAAAUGAUGAAGCCUCUACGUAUUUUGAACAUGCCACAGCUUUGGCCCCUGAAGAUAUAACCCUGUAUUCUGAAGGCUCAGUCAAGCAGCCAGAGCUGGAUGACCUACUACGUUCAAUUCCACCUUUACCUUCUUUUCCUCUUCCUCAUGAAAUUUCUUCAAAAACAACUCUAGGAACUGAUCCUGAUAACCAAGAAUCAAAGCUGCUCGUGAACAGCACGGAGAGCUCAUUAACCACUGCUCCAGAGAAACCAGAGGAAGAGGCAGCAAGUGAACAGAAAGAAGAAGCAGCUGCACAAGAUCCCGAGUGAAAUGGACCCUGCUCGUGUUUACAGACUGUCAAAUGCUGCAGCUUGGAAUAUUUUUCUGAUCUUGAAAGAAUUACAGUUACUCUAUUUUGUUAGUGUAGACAAUACUAGAAAAGAAAUCACAUGAAGUACAUAUCUUGUUGUAUUUUCCAAUCACUGUUUAAUGGACUGAUCUGUGUUCAAACUUUGAAUGCUGUCCAAAAAUCACCAAAUUAAUGGAGAAAUUAAUGCAGAAACAAGUUGGACACUGGCAAAAUGUCAAGUUCCAGAAUUCACGUUUGCCUACAAGUGCUCCUGAAUGUAUUUAUGAAGGCACUGUGCCUGAACAGUGACACUUAGUGAUGAUUUUAUCAGUAUGAUUGAUGGCAUUAAAAAAAUAUUUAUAGUUUUG
Molecule: messenger RNA, 1902 nt
Organism: Neopelma chrysocephalum (saffron-crested tyrant-manakin)
Lineage: Eukaryota; Metazoa; Chordata; Aves; Passeriformes; Pipridae
Gene: GORASP1
Product: golgi reassembly stacking protein 1
Exons: 9
Coding region: 381-1514 (377 amino acids)
Biological process (GO): Golgi organization
Cellular component (GO): Golgi apparatus
Molecular function (GO): protein binding
Source: RefSeq, a predicted model, not a curated record